UGUGCAAGGGUGUGCAUCUACAGGCAGAUGGACGAGAUGCAGAGUUACGAGAACAAGACCAUCAGCUCUUUACCGCCUGAGCUGCUUUUCCGGGUAUUUGGCUACCUCGAUGCGGAUUUCCUAGCUCGCUGCGGUGCUGUUUGCAGAGGAUGGAAUGCUUUGGCAAAUCAUGAUAUCUUGUGGAAAGAACUGUGCCGAAAGCGAUGGGAAAGACUUCGCCAUCUCCCCCUCGCAAUCCAUCCACGAGUGGACUUUUCAGAUCCAGACUUGGCGCGAAGUUUAAGUGUGGCCGAGGUUUUGGAUAUUUUACGGCGACGUGGAGUGAAUCGUCCACGAGGGGCACUGGAGAAAUCUGACUUGCUCAAGCUACUACACGACACCAGACCCUCAGGGAGCCCUCCUGGCCGCUGGACGGGGAAAUGGAAGAGCAGCUAUAUUGUAGCGGAACUGGAUCUUGACCGGACUCGGUUGACAUUCCAUGAAGUGUCUAGUAUGGAGUGGAAAUUCGAGUUUACGUCCGGAACAAGUUGGAAUUACAUGAUGGAUGGGGAGGGUCAACCGAGCACCACCAAGGCGCUUUUUCGCGCGGAUGGAGUCUACGUAAACCCUGCUCUCCAGGUUGACGGCUUUCGCUGGCGGAUGACACCUUACGGGGGCGUCCAGGUGGAGGAUUAUCCUCCUCACAGGCCGCAGAGAACGAGAGACGGUGGUUGGAUCUUGUCGAACGGAUAUUUCACUUAUAGAUCAAUAGAUAGAGGGACCCCAGCGGAGUGAGUGUUCCCAGUGAAGUGAUACCUAGCGCGUAGUCACAGGAAAUUUUAAUAGCCUUGUAUAUUUUGGAAGAGACCCCCUAUUAGAGCCGCGUUAGUGUAGACGUUGAGACGUUGAGCGGAAGUGCGAAGGAAACCUAUGAGCAUAUUCAAGUGUGCUCAUUGCUUCAUCAUAUUGGCCUUUGCAAGCAAUCGCUGAAAGCCACAACAAGAGUUGGUACAUUAGCAGAUGCAGAUGACGGGUGCUACAUAUCAAACUUACCUCCGCCCAUUUCACAACCGGCUAUCAUACAAAGA
This is a messenger RNA of Spizellomyces punctatus DAOM BR117, 1067 nucleotides long. RefSeq lists its product as uncharacterized. Lineage: Eukaryota; Fungi; Chytridiomycota; Chytridiomycetes; Spizellomycetales; Spizellomycetaceae. The transcript has 5 exons. The record is from RefSeq and is a predicted model, not a curated record. Gene Ontology annotation, molecular function: protein binding. The coding region runs from base 28 to 774 and encodes 248 amino acids.